Molecule: messenger RNA, 1129 nt
Organism: Dromiciops gliroides (monito del monte)
Lineage: Eukaryota; Metazoa; Chordata; Mammalia; Microbiotheria; Microbiotheriidae
Gene: TMIGD1
Product: transmembrane and immunoglobulin domain containing 1
Exons: 7
Coding region: 154-1011 (285 amino acids)
Biological process (GO): cell-cell adhesion
Cellular component (GO): cell-cell junction
Molecular function (GO): cell adhesion molecule binding
Source: RefSeq, a predicted model, not a curated record
GGUGACGUUCCUGAUAAUGUAACCUCUUUAAAUAGUCAGGUUCUAUCUGGUCUACCUGUAGCCCUACAUAUCACUGAAUAAAAGCAGACUCUUUGAGUUGGAAGGAACUUCAGAGGUUGCCUAGUCCAGCUCAUGAAACAAUGAGGUGGUACUAUGGAUAGAACGCUGGACUGGGAGUCAGGAAGAUCUGCCUUUGUAACUGCAGAUCUGACAUUACUAAAUAUGGCCUGGAAGAAGAACAGAUUAAUGCAGAACUGUAUGUUACUCCUCUCAGUGAUUUUACUUCUGCCAUGUGGAUUAAUGAGUGUCAUCCUAACUGUGAAUAGCAACACCAAAAGCUACAUUCUGCAAACCAAACCCGGCACCUCAGAGUCUCUGAAAUGUGCAGUCCAGAAUCACAGCCAAGAGGAACCGUUACUCUGGUACCGGGAAUCUGGGACGGUGGACCUGAAAGCUGAGAACAAAAUCAACUCUAGUGACAUCUGCAUCUCUCCUGUCAGUGAGGAUGACAACGGAAUCACCUUUACCUGCAAGCUGCAACGGAACCAAUCUAUGAGCAUAUCGGUGAUCCUGGAUGUCAUCUAUGAUCCUAUUCUGACUGGGACAGAACUCCAAACAGUCGAGGAAGGAAGCAGCGUAAGAUUAGACUGUAAUGUGAAGUCCAACCCUCCAGCUCAAAUGACAUGGUACAGAAAUGACAGUGCCCUGAAUCUGGAAAAAAACCAUCAUCAAAUAUAUCAGACGAGUGAGCUGUUCCAACUGUCCAUCUCCAACGUCCUGAAAUCCGACAAUGGGACAUAUAGUUGCCAUGCAAAUUCGUCUCUGAAAUUGGAGAUCAUGGACUUCCACCUGAUCAUUGAAGAUAAAAAAUACACUGUUCCCAUGGAGCCCAUUAUUGCUGCAUCUGUGGUGGUCUUCCUCACCAUAAUGUUUGGACUGAUUGCAAGACGAGAAAAGAUAAUGAAGCUCUGCAUUAAAGAUCAGAAACUUCAAAGUGACACAUCUCUGUGAGGAAUCAAGCAGCCGUUCUAAUGAGAGAAGGGGGCACUACCUCUGGUCUCCCUGGGUGUGGCGUCUCUUCUUUAUCCCUUGCUUCUAUUAAAAUGUCCUCCCUGUGGAAGCUCAGUAA